Molecule: messenger RNA, 3161 nt
Organism: Corythoichthys intestinalis (scribbled pipefish)
Lineage: Eukaryota; Metazoa; Chordata; Actinopteri; Syngnathiformes; Syngnathidae
Gene: scnm1
Product: sodium channel modifier 1
Exons: 8
Coding region: 1282-2031 (249 amino acids)
Biological process (GO): RNA splicing
Cellular component (GO): nucleus
Source: RefSeq, a predicted model, not a curated record
CACCGGGCUGUGUCCGAUGUUCGAUGUGUCUCCGUCGGACCGGGGACAGAUUGGACCGGACCAGGCUGCCAUACGACCUACUCCCGCGACCGCCCCGCAACAGGCCGCUUCCUCCGGCUGCGUCCGCGGGCACUUUCCCCGCGGACAUGAAGAGGAAGUCAGGACGAAAUCAAGUCAACUUUCCCGGUAUCGUAGGUUAGCAAACAUGGCUGCCCUGUACUGACAAGCGCGACAAUUCGGUUGUUUGUCUGUUGUGUCUUAUCAAAUAAACAGCUUAACCGGCAUUGAGCUCUCCACAGACGGGAAACGUAGCUUCAGUGACUCGCUGAAUUCACCUACACGGUACAAGUGUUGCCAUUAAGAUGUAAAAAGAGUGACGAAGUGGUAAAAAGUUGUCGCGACUGAGACAAAGUGGAGCUGCCUUUCAGCCGAAUCCUUCCCGCUGACAUAUGUUGCCAUGGAUGCCGUGUGAGUGACAGCUCCUAUGAUCAAUAGGGUGUGAUGCAUUUGGGUACACUCGGAACUACAUGGUAUAUGUACCACUUUUGUGGCUGUACAAUAACGUCAGUCAUUUUUAAACAUUGAAAUUUUGAUUAAACAAUUCUUUUCACUAAUAUAAAAUAUAUUUGAAGGUUAUUCACUUGGUGAUAAAGUUUCCGAUAUUGAUCUUUUCACUAAUAUCAAAUAUAUUUGAAGGUUAGUCACAUGGUGAUAAAGUUUCCGAUAUUGAAAAGCAAAAUUUACUCUUACCUUAAACGCCACAUUACUCGUCUGCCCGACCGCUAACAAAAAGGCUAAACUCGGCUUCAAAAGUUCAAAAACUUCAAAAAAACUGCAUUCACGAUAAAGUCAUUUAUUUAAAAGAGGGGGGGGAAAACUAUCAAGGCAAAUUUCAUUGAAUAUCCUCAUAUUGCCUCGCUACAUUAUAGCGCUAAUGUUAUUUUUUGUAGAAUAAUCUUAGCAUCAGCUAAUGUUGACAGGAGUUCCCAUGAUGCGUUGCGCAUGAUGCCUUCACUAGCACACGUUGCUGUUUAUUUAGUAUGAAUUAAAUGACGGCCUUAAAGUAUAAACACUUUCGAAGGAAAACAUUUAAUCAGUGAUAUAUUUAAAGAAAUUUCUGUUGUAAUUCGUAGGUAUCUACUAUCCAGUAAAAAAAUGUACUUUUUAAAACAGUAAUUCUAAUGUUACAGUGACUUUGAAUGUCACAUGAUUCUCGCCGGAUAGUAUCAAAUUUGAAUCUGUGGAGAUGCUAAACGUUUUGCUUUGCUUUACAAAAUAAUUAUGUCUUUUAAACGCGAAGGCGACGAUAAGAGUCAACUAAAUAUCCUCAAGAAACGACGCGUCGCGGACCUACUGUCAAACUUUAUUCCAGACGACGAAGCAACACUUUUGAGCAAUGGAAGGUACACUUGUCUUGUGUGCCACUUCCGCCCAGUGUUUGACACUGUUGACAUGUUGACAGUACACAGGAAAGGUAAAAGACAUCUAGAAGGUUUAAAAGCGUUCUAUGGUAAGAAGGCUCAGCUCAAGCAUGAAAUAACAAAACGGAAACAAGAAAUCUUCACCCAAGCCGAAGACCAGCAGCAAGAAGGAUCAACUUUAGCAGCACCUUUACUAGCACAAACGCGGAAGCUGACUCAUCACGCUUUGCUGAAGACCGGCCCGUAUAACAGCUGCCAUCGUAAAACCAGCACUAAAACUGAAAAAGCGCCAGCAAACAGCAAAAGUCUAUUUCAGCAUACGGUGCCACCUUGUGGGAUUGCAGAGUCAAACAAGGUUCUCGUCCCGACAGAAAGUGAGAAGUCAACCAACACCACACGAGGGCGCCCCCUGGCAGCGUCAACAUCUGAACCCAUGUCAGCUCAGAGGAGACAAGAGUUGGAGCAUUAUCUCAAAUUGAAAAGUGACGGGUGGCUGCGAGACCCAAGUGGCCGCUGGGUGAAAGACGACAAUGUGGAGUUUGAUUCAGACGAGGACGAGCCUGUGUCCCUUAUAGCCGAAUCAUCGGGGAAUGUCCAGGAAUGGCCAUGAGGUUGGGACAUUUGCUUGCGGAGAAUCAGUAGCACUCCCCUCGAGACUAUCAGUCGAGCGGGUGCUAGUAGACAAUCACUUGUGUGCUCCUAAGCUCCACCCCUAGCUAUUAGGCUCCACGGGUAACUGCCUAACUCACCUGUGACAGGAACGGCCACUGCACAUGACUACUUUAGCUUAGCUCAUGUGGUAAUUACUUAGCACAGCUAGCAGAGCCUGUUAGCCUACAAAGCUAACGUCUAUAUAUACUGCUCAUGUCAAUUUCCCUGUUCAUAAAACUUCAAAACCUGGCUGCUUUUGCUGUUUAAAGUGGAAAGUCAGGUUUUUUGACAUUUAGGCUUAAUCUUUGAGUUAGCAGGGGUUUAGCUAGUUGGUGAAGUUGUUUUCGAGAAAUUCCGUUUCGUUUGCAAGUUAUGUUAGUUUCAGAGCUCCGGAGUGGCUAAGCUAAUGCGAGUAAAUGGCACCUUUAAGCAUUCCAAGCGAACGUAAACAGCAAAGAUGGCUGAUCGCCACAAGUUGUUUUUUUAUUUUGGCCUUCAAAAGACAUUUUGACCUCCAACAAACCUGACUUCUCAUAUGUGAUCAAAUAGUGGAGGAGUACUAAUGACAUUUUUCCAGAUCAGAGGUUGGAAACCCUGACUUCGCACGUUCCUCGAAUGCAGCAUCAGUCUGCUGAGUAUGACUAACGGCCGGCAACAUGGCGAAAUGUGCAUUUAGAGGCUGUGUUAACAUACAGAAGAAACAGGCAAAGCAAAGUUUCCACAAAUUCUCUAUGAAGAACGAGGAAAAAUAUAAAGUGGUCACCUGCUGCAGGCUACUACAUAAAAAAUCAGCUGUGGAAAAAAAAAAACGAUGUGAUAUCACUCCGCCCUGCUCCUCUGCAGAACUUCUGGAUUACAAAUGUUGCUGUUCAUACUGCAAUUAUUGAAAUGCAAUGGUAAGUUUUAAUAACUUUAUCCUGAAAACAUAGCCAACACUUUUGAUUGCAUUGGUAAUCGAUGAUUUUCAUGUGUGCAUGUGUUGUGUUUUUUAUUGGCAUGCUUAUAAUGGUGCCAUUGACUCGCUAGCUUAGCCACUCCGGAGCCCUGAAACUAACAAAUAACUUGCAAACGAAAUGGAACUUGUUGAAA